AUGGAUAAGGAGAAGAAGACUGCAGGACGCCAAUCAAUUCCUCUGGAAAGAAUAGAAGGCCCAGAGGAUCGCUACACUACAUUCUCUAAGCGGCGGUCGGGGUUAUAUAAGAAAGCAAAUAAUUUGGUUGAAGAAUGUGGCGUAGAUAUAGGAAUAGCUCUUUUUUCGCCGGCUGUUAAUCCAUUUUCUUUUUUUCACCCAACACCUAAUCUAAUCUUAGAUCAUGUUGAGAAUCCUAACAUCGAAUUGAGCGAAAGUACAAAACUUGCUGCAUAUGCACGAAAUAAUGUAAACCAAACCAACAAUACGAUUAAUGAGAUUGUGUCACAACCCGAAAUUCCAUCUUCAGGAUCGUGA
Nicotiana tabacum (common tobacco) is the source of this 357-nucleotide messenger RNA. RefSeq names its product agamous-like MADS-box protein AGL61. The record is from RefSeq and is a predicted model, not a curated record. NCBI's taxonomy places the organism in Eukaryota, Viridiplantae, Streptophyta, Magnoliopsida, Solanales, Solanaceae. Gene Ontology annotation, biological process: regulation of transcription by RNA polymerase II. Gene Ontology annotation, molecular function: DNA-binding transcription factor activity, RNA polymerase II-specific; protein dimerization activity; RNA polymerase II cis-regulatory region sequence-specific DNA binding.